Messenger RNA from Girardinichthys multiradiatus, 7389 nucleotides. Its product is annotated as E3 SUMO-protein ligase PIAS1-like. Gene Ontology annotation, biological process: protein sumoylation; regulation of transcription by RNA polymerase II. Gene Ontology annotation, molecular function: SUMO ligase activity; zinc ion binding; transcription coregulator activity. The record is from RefSeq and is a predicted model, not a curated record. Lineage: Eukaryota; Metazoa; Chordata; Actinopteri; Cyprinodontiformes; Goodeidae. The transcript has 13 exons. The coding region runs from base 45 to 2177 and encodes 710 amino acids.
GUCAUGUGACAACACCUCAGCACGCCUGCGCACAGAAAUAGAAGAUGGCGGAGAGUGCGGACCUGAAGCAAAUGGUGAUGAGCCUGCGGGUGUCGGAGCUGCAGGUUCUGCUGGGCUACGCUGGACGCAACAAACAUGGACGCAAGCACGAGCUUCUGACUAAGGCGCUUCAUCUGCUGAAAUCCGGCUGUAGUCCCGCUGUGCACAUGAAGAUCAAAGAGCUCUACCGAAGACGCUUCCCUGCCAAAAUGGUCUCCCACUCAGAACUGGCGAUGACUGGGCCGCAUCAUCCAGCCUCAGUUGGAGUCGUUGGGGGAGGCGGGGCGUCGCUGCCUGCCGGCCUGACGCAGCUGGCGUACGAGGGUCAUGCUGGACACGGUGGCGCUCCAUCGCCCGCUGCCUUACUGCCCCUUUCGCUUCUCGGGCCUGGGAAGCAUGAGCUGACCGGGCUGACGCACCACCUGCCCACCUCGGCCACGCUGCAUCCGGUCCACCCAGAUGUGAAGCUCCAGAGGCUGCCGUUCUACGACCUGCUCGACGAACUCAUCAAGCCAACAAGUCUAGCGUCAGACAACAGCCAGCGGUUCCAGGAGACAUGUUUUGCCUUCGCGUUAACGCCGCAGCAGGUCCAGCAGAUCAGCGGCUCCAUGGACAUCUCGGGAACCAAAUGUGACUUUUCAGUUCAGGUUCAGCUCCGGUUUUGCCUGUCGGAGACAAGCUGUCCUCAGGAAGACCAUUUCCCUUCCAAUCUUUGUGUCAAAGUCAACGGGAAGCAAUGCAACUUGCCGGGUUACCUUCCUCCAACCAAAAAUGGCGUUGAGCCUAAGCGGCCGAGCCGGCCGAUCAACAUUACCUCACUUGUCAGAUUGUCCACCACAGUCCCAAACACCAUUGUGGUAUCGUGGACUGCAGAGAUUGGAAGGAGUUACUCCAUGGCAGUUUACCUUGUGAAGCAGCAGUCCUCCACAGUGCUGCUACAAAGACUGCGGGCAAAAGGCAUCAGAAACCCAGACCACUCCAGAGCUCUCAUCAAAGAGAAGCUUACAGCAGACCCUGACAGUGAAAUAGCCACAACCAGCCUGCGCGUGUCCCUGCUCUGCCCGCUGGGGAAGAUGCGGCUGAUGAUCCCGUGCAGGGCGCUGACAUGCUCCCAUCUGCAAUGCUUCGAUGCCACGCUUUACAUUCAGAUGAAUGAGAAGAAGCCUACCUGGGUUUGUCCUGUCUGUGACAAGAAGGCCCCUUAUGAGCAUCUUAUCAUUGAUGGACUUUUUGUAGAGAUCCUCAAUAGUUGCUCAGACUGUGAUGAGAUCCAGUUUAAGGAGGAUGGCAGCUGGGCCCCCAUGAGGUCUAAGAAGGAAGUGCAGGAGGUCUCCUCAGCUUCCCUGAACAACGGGCUGGAUGGCUCCUGCCGGACAUCUGAAGGCUCAGAUCAGCACAGCUCCUUGUCCUCCAGCUACAGCGACGGCAGCAACGGCAAAAAGGUGGAAGUGAUCGACCUGACACUCGACAGCUCCUCGGACGAAGAAGAACCAGAUUCCCCGCCGCCUCUUCCUCCUCCUCCUCCAGCUCUGCCUCCUCCAGUCAAACAGGCGUGUCCGUCUCUGUCACCAACCUCGCCACCCAUCAUUAACAAAGGGGUGUUGAACCUGCACCACCAGGCCUCUCCUGUGAGCCGCACCCCCAGCAUGCCAGCCAUGGACACCAGCUACAUCCCCCCAGUUCCCCCACUCAUCCAGGACUACAGACCCUACUACCACACCCCCAACGACCUGUCAGAGUUGAACUUCUUCUCUUUUCUUCAAGGAGACAAUCACCAGCAUUACAACAUGGUCAUGGCAGCGGCGGCGGCUGCCUCAGCCUCAGAGGACCACGAGCUCCUUCUCAAUCGUUUUCUGCCCUACAGCACCUCCUCGUCAGCUUCCCAGCUGUUCCUCGAUCAAUCAGGUACCCCCGCGGCCCCCUCGCUGACGGCGCCGACUAACGGGUUGAGCAACAUGGGAGGCAGUAGCCUGAUCUCAUCCAGUAGCCUUCGUGAGAAUCACUCCACACACUCAUCUUCGCACGCGGCCUCGCACCCCUCACACACACACCCAGGCGUGGUGGCCAGUCGGAGCAGCGCCGAAGCAGCCGUGGCAGCUAUUUACGGCGGGAUACCUGACGUCAUAUCGCUGGACUGACCCGACAUGGGUGAAAACACUCUGGGCCCAGCUUGAAUGGGGUAACAAACCUGACCCCGUGCUGACUUGCAGGGUAACGUUUUGAUCCAGAUAUUAGACCUGGCCCCACGUCAUCGAACUCAGUUUUUGGAGCCAUAAUGAAGAAGAGCACUAAAUAUCUGAGUGGGCGACUCCACUUAAAGGGGGCAGAUGUGUACUUGGUGUUACUGACCUCAGAUAAGAAAUCAGUCCGACGUUUGGACCACAGGAGUUCUUUACUGGUACCAACUUGGCACAAACAGCAGAGAUGCUGCCUGAGCUAAAACACAAGGAUGGAAGGUUCUUUAUUGUUUUCUUUUUACAAAAACAAGGCACAGCACCGUGUACAGAGAACAAAAUCUAUUUUCCUCUAUUACUUUUGUAUGUCAGGAACAUUUUCAGUGUGGUGAGCUGCUUCUGUCGCUGUUUCCAGGUGGAGGACUGGACCUUCUUUUCUUUCCUCACAGAACAAGUUAAACACCUGCUGCCACGUUAUCUUUGUCGUCUUUUCUGCAUCUCAACAAUAACCUGGUUUCUCUCCACGUUCCUCUUCUACUCUUCGAGCUCAUGUUCAGAUUCAUUGUGUAUUUUUUUUCUCAAAUGAGGCUGAAUUUACAGUUGAAUCAUAUUGUAGUAGUUUUAAUAUUCGUUUAACUUAUGUAAAAUAAUUUAAACAGUGAAAUAUGCAUUCCCUUUGACUUUCAGGUUGACGUUAGUGGAGUAGCUUGAAGCAGAAAUCCUCCCUUUCCUGUUUUUUUAUUUUCACUCCUUGUAAAAAGUCUGCCAGCGUACAGCAUUUAAACUGUUGAAGGUAUUUAUACUUGCCAAUUUAGACUUUUAGCUGGCAGAGUUUUUUUGUUUUUUUGUUUGUUUUUGCACAAUGCCAAAAAGUAGGUACGAAUGAAAGUGAGUGCUGUUGAAUGUGUGUGCCAGUGUUUUCAGUCCAUCUCUCCGAGUUCAGUGUGUUGCUGUGUGUCUCGGCUGACUGUUAUAAAGGACUUUCUGACGAAGCUGUCGUCGCAGCGUCAGGCCUUUUAAAGACACAGACGUCCAAAGCCUGUGACCAAGCUUAAACCAGUGCCUGUUUAUGUGUGUGCGUCUGAGGAAAUUUAAAGUAACGUCUUAAACUCGUCACCUUCAACUUCCGCAUCUGACAUCUUGAGGGAGUUAAGUUUGGAUAAAGCACUUGUGGAGAAGUCUUGAAAAGUGAGAGAAGGCAGCUCCGCAGGUCAGCGUGGGCUCCGCACAGAAUCAGAUGGUUUAAAAAAUGCAUGGCCUGUCUGGAGAGAAACUGUGUUAGAGCAAAACACUCCGCUGUUAAGUGCGUCUGGUUUGCUCAUGAAUGUACGUUUUUCAAGCAACACACACUUUCAUUCAUCUUUAUCUAAACUGUGUUGGAGAGAUCCACGGAUAUGUCCCGUCAUCCUCUAAAUGUUCCUGGUGUCUGCUGUUACGACCAUCUCUUUGACGUUCUGCUUCCAGGCGCCGGAGACGGGUAACGCCUAAAUGUCCCAGCGAUCAUGAGAUAAUGGGCUCUGACAGCAGCUCCCAUCACUUCACGUCUGCCGUCCCAUUCCUCGAUAACCAGUCGGGAUCUGACACAGGGUGACCUUCCCCCCUCCCUUCCACUCUGCAUUGCUAAAUUCAUUCCCUGUUCUUCUCAUGGGAACCAACUCCAGCCUCUCCAAAUGACUCCGUCAUCUACUGGAACAACUUUUUUUUUGUAUUUCCUGUGCUGUGCAGUAUUUUAUUUAUUUUGUACCCUCGCGUCUAUAUAUUGUAUCUUUUACAAAUUGCUCGGUGGCUGAAAGAGAGUGUGAGUCACUGUCAUGUGGGAGCCAGUUGUGAAAAGAUUCUAUUUAAUAUGCGUCGAAUACUUAUUUGCCAGCAGCUAGACUACUCAGAAAGGUGUUGUUGUGAUGAUUCUCCAGGGAAAUAAAUGCCACUGUGCAUUUUCUUAGGAGCAGACUCUGGUAAUCCUUUGAAAUGAGGGCACAAAACGAAUGCUUAAUUAAUUCAUGCAUGAUUAAUUAUUUCUUUGAACGAAUUAUGCUUGUGUUCUGGAAUCCAGUAAUGUAAAGAGGGAGUGCAGAAACAUUAGCUGUCUUCCUGAACAAAGAUGGUACACAUCAAACAUGCCAGUAGGUGUGGGGAGGUUUACUGGGGUUUUAAACCGUUCCAAAACCACUAAAAUCUUCCAUCACAGCGUUCCUGCUGUUUAAAGUGCUUUUAAUCAGAAAGUAUAGAGAGGAAGUGCCUGUUUGGGGCAUAAAGUAUCACAGAGCUGUACCUCCCCCACAUGUUGCGGAGCAUUGUUAGUCCGCUGCCUGGAACAAAUCUACACUUUUUCCUUGCUUACAAGAUAAACAAACCAGGCCAUUUGGAGGUACUUCCAGCUACUCAAAAGAAGUCAUGCUGUGGACACUAGCGCCACCUAUCACACCUUCUAAAUUAAUGCUGUUUUGAAACUGCAGUUGGCAAAGUACAAGCAGCUUGUCUGUAAAGCAGCAGCCUGCAGGCUUGCUUAACCUGUUAAUAUCUUCCUAUUUAUGCAACUAUUAAAAGCAUGGUGCCAAAAAAGAUAUAAUAUUCUGUGCAUGAGCACUUGAAAAGUACCAUUAAUUUUAUCAAAGGUUUAUUCUGUAUUUUAUGUUAAUAAUACAAGGCUAAAUGUAUAAUUUGUUAUUUACAUUUCUGGGACUUCUCCACUUAAACAAUGUUAGCGUUUUUCCCAAUAACCUGGCGGACUAAAUCCUAUGCUUGUCUUUUACCCCCUGGUGGAGAAUCUAGUUAUUACAGGUGAGCUGUCCAAUUGUUUUCCAGGAGUCCAAGGUGUCUGCAGGGGUUUUUUUGUGCACCACAAAAUCAGUUUCUAUUGAGUGGUUACAGUCAGUUAGGUAUAAAAACACUUGAUUGCUCAUCCAAAUGAGUCUUUAAUUGUGACAUGCAGCACCAGGCAAAUGUUUGGACACACCUUUGUCAUUCAGUGGCUUUUUUUUAUUUAUGUCACAUGGCAUGGUUUUUCUGCAGUCUUGAAGGAGUUGUCUUGAAGCAGAUGUAGGAAUAAAAAUAAAGACAAACCGCUGAAUGAGAAGGGGUGUCCAAACUUUUGACUGGUAGUGUAUAACACACCAAAACAAAGAAAAGUCUGCUUUCUGGCCUUUUAUAAAAAGGAAAUAUUAAAAAACACCACAGAGAAAAAGACGAAGCUUUACCAUGCCUCUAGAUGUAAGGACACUGAUCUUUAUUUUUGAUCUUCUAUCUAAUAUACACAUAUUGCUUAAUAUAUUUUACCCAAUCUCUGUUGAAAUGCAAAUGUGUUGCAAAAAACUGUAAAAUAGUUUUUAAAAGUGAUAAAUUCUUAAGGGUGCCAUGUGGGUUUUUGUAAGUCGUACAAAUAUUGAUUUUAGGUGGGAAAUUAUUAAAAAUGUAUCAUCAUAAACAGCUAAUGCAGCAGAGAAAUCCAUUUUAUUUGUGUUAAAUGCAUCAAAUUAGCAGUUAAAUUUAAAAAAAUGCCUUUGUUAUCAAAUAAUUAAUGCAUAUUUUGGAUAUAUUUCAGGAAUAUUAGGAAAAUGUUUUGCUUGUCUUUUAAAUUAAAGCAAUUACAUCAUUUAUUCUUUUUUAAAAUAUUUGUUAAAAAUAUUGUGAAAACUGUGGAAUUUUAUUCACGGUUCACACCGGCCCAUGCCUACAGGCCACACAUCUGUGUACAUCAAUCUGAGUUUUAGGUCAGCUUUGUACACUUUCAUAUGAACUCUGUAUGUUUACCUCAUGUCGUCUGGCGCCCACUGCAGAUUCAGGGCUUAUCUGUUCUCUGCUCGACAAUAAUAAAAAAUAUAUUAGGAGGUUUUAAAUAUCUCCCACCUGCUUUUAAAUGUGACCUAAAUAGCUGUUUGCAAUUGAUUUUAGCAGCUUCCUGUAGUUGUUUGAACUCGUGGGGGGGGGGUAGCCAAAAUGUCCUCCUCCAUCAUCCCUCGUAAAAAAAUAUAUCUUUUAGUUUCUCUAUUUGAUCAUUUUAAAUUUAUUCUGAUCAUGAAACUGAAAAAAAAAAGAAUUUCCUCCUACAUAAAACGAGUGAAAACCAGCUUCAUUGGCCUGGAAAACAAAGCAGAGACCUGCAGGGGUUGCUCUGCAGCUUUUGGAGCUGCUGACAGUUUUAUUCGGAACAGCGAGGAGUCAGUUAAUCAUUAAUUGCUGGUGUCAACUCAUUCAGACUCAUUAACAGCUUGUGCCUUUAUCAUGAAGCGUUACCAGAUUUCUGCUGCUCUGUUUGUUUGAAUAUCAAACCCCCGUGUUGGGGUACUUGACGAGACGGUCACUGUUACUGAAAGCAUUUGAUUGCGGCUUAAUUUAUUGAAGCUUCUGUCGUCACGCUUGUCGUUCUGCUGAGUUCAUGGCGGAUGGAGUAUGAGAGCAAAAGCGGGUUGAAUGUGUUUCUGUUGAAGUUCUCUAACAUCCCGAGGUUCUGUGUGAAAUUACCAAAAAACAAAGAAGUUGGAUCUCCUCCUGAUCCCUUUCAAUGUUAGGCGCUCCCUCCUGUUCUGUGUUUAGGGUUUUUUGUAUGCUACAGGGGACAAGCAGUUGUUAUUAAGGUGAACUUCUCUCUUUUUUUUUUUUUUUUUUUGCCUCUUUAACAGCUGAUUUUGGAAAAGCGGCUUUACUCUCUGAUCCUCCUUACCUGAACUAAAAGGGAAAAGUGUUUAUAUUCUGUAUGUAUGGAACCCUGAAAACUGAACAUUCAGAUCCAACCGUGAGGUGUUUGAUGUCCACUUGUUUUUUUUUUCUUUUUGUGUGUGUCUCCUCAGAGCGAAAGGAAUAAAAUAAUUUAUAUAUUUUUUAGAAAAUGAAAGCUGUAAAAAGGAAAAAAAAAGACGAUUGUGGCCAAUAAAGAGUCUCACACAGCAGAAAUAAUCUCUGAAGACGGGACUAGAGUUGACAUCUGCACUCACUGCCUUAUGAACAGGUUUCACAGCUCCACUCUGAGGAAAAUAAACUUGUUUAAAAAAAAACUUAAGAUGAAAAAGGCUUUUCAUGGACGGAAAGGAGAAGACGGUGUACAGUAGACCCAUGUCAGUUUGUACAAAUAUACCAAGUGAAAAAAAUAUUUAUUACCUGCAUUGGAAGAAAUUGUUUACUUAUUGAAUGUUACCUGUUUAUGUAGAAAAGUAGAUGUAAUAAAAUGCAUUCUGCUAAA